AUGAGUACCACUAGACCUAAGUAUGAGACAAUUGAGACCGACGUCGACAACUAUACCCGUAUAAAAAACAUAUACAUACCCAUGCGCGAUGGGAUUGAGCUUUGCGCCGAUGUGUUUCUCCCUUUAGCCGCAUCGAAAAAUGGAGAGAAGUUGCCUGUGAUUUGCAGCAUGGGUCCUUAUGGGAAAGACAACCAUGCCUCUACGUUUGGACUCCCUCAUUCACCUAUUUAUGCAGAAAUGUAUAAGCACAUCAAGCCACUGGGCCCCGAUGCUUGCUUUGAAUUAUGUGAUCCAUCUAUCUGGUGCAAAGAGUACAAUUAUGCGUUGGUUCGUGUUGACAGUCGUGGCAUUGGCGGCAGCCAAGGGAAGCUCGACCCUUUCGGCUUGGGAAGAUCAGUGCAGAUUCAAGCAGAUGCAGAGGGACAAGAUCUCUACGAUAUCGUCGAAUGGGCUGCCAUUCAACCAUGGUCAACCGGCAAGGUGGCAUACUCUGGAAUCAGUUAUUACGGAAUGGUAGGAUACUGGGCCGCGAUGCAGAAGCCACCCCACCUAAGCUGCGUCGUAUCAUACGAGUCUGCAUGUGAUAUGUACCAAGCAUCAAGACGAGGCGGUAUUUACAGUGACAAUUUCCAAUCUCAUUGGUACCGGAAUCUAGUCAUUCCCUAUCAAGGCGGGAAGAAAGAAGGUCAUAUAGAAGAAGCAGAGCUUUCAGCCAACAGGGUCGAUUUUCCAAAGUUGCUCUCAGAGACUGAGUAUCCCACCGACGGUGUCUGGGAAGUUCUGAAAAGAGCUCGCAAUCUUUCUGAUAUUGAGGUCCCAUUCUAUCUUGCUGGAAACUGGACAGAUGCUGAGCUCCAUUUACCUGGCAAUAUUCGGGCAUUUAACGCCAUCUCGUCAGAAUACAAGUGGCUUGAAAUGCAUACUGGGAACCAUUUAAGUGCGUUUUAUGAGCCGGCGCAUCUGCAAAUGCAGAGGAAGUUCUUGGAUUUCUUCCUCUUCGGCAAGGAUAACGGCAUGCUUGAUGUUCCCCGCAUCAGGCUUCUUCAACACCAUGGCACAAAUACUCUUUAUCGUGAAAAUGAAACAUCCUUUCCUCCAGCCGAUGCGGAAUAUGUGCCCUUUUACUUCACCCCAGAGAAAGUGAUCACCCCUAACAAACCAACCGGCCCAAAGACCUCCUUUACAUAUGAAGGCUACAGCGAGAACCUCCACUUCUCCCUCGAAAGCCCAUUCCCCGAGCCCUUCGAGCUACUAGGCUCACCAUACCUAGAGCUUGAGGUCGGCACCACAGCCAAAGACAUGGACAUGUUCAUCUAUCUACGCGCAAUCAAUGCAGACGGCGAGAAUAUUAUUCUACACGGCAACCACGGCGAACCGAUGGACAAUUUUGCAAGAGAUUACUUCCGUCUUUCUCAUCGUGAUGAAGUCGCCAAAGGUUUCAUGGAUGAUAAGGUCAUUUCACAACCAGCUGUUGCCAAGUCGGAGGUCAUUCCGGGCCAGGUUUACUCUGUGCUUAUUCCUUUGUACCCUGCUGCGUUUCUUUUUGAUCAGGGCCAGUCACUCAGCAUUGAGAUUGGGUCUGUGGAUACCGCCGGUACUAUUGGUCCUAUGCGACAUGAGGGCGGAGAUCGAGUGAAGGAGAGAUUUUCUGGGGAUAAUGUCAUUAUUUCUCAUGGAAAGCUGGUUCUUCCUCGGGUGAGGCGGUGA
Messenger RNA from Aspergillus luchuensis, 1707 nucleotides. RefSeq names its product CocE/NonD family hydrolase. Gene Ontology annotation, molecular function: dipeptidyl-peptidase activity. Lineage: Eukaryota; Fungi; Ascomycota; Eurotiomycetes; Eurotiales; Aspergillaceae. The record is from RefSeq and is a predicted model, not a curated record. The coding region runs from base 1 to 1707 and encodes 568 amino acids. The transcript is spliced from 3 exons.